This is a messenger RNA of Pteropus alecto (black flying fox), 487 nucleotides long. RefSeq names its product UDP-glucuronosyltransferase 3A1-like. Gene Ontology annotation, molecular function: UDP-glycosyltransferase activity. NCBI's taxonomy places the organism in Eukaryota, Metazoa, Chordata, Mammalia, Chiroptera, Pteropodidae. Bases 41 to 487 code for a protein of 148 amino acids. The record is from RefSeq and is a predicted model, not a curated record. The transcript is spliced from 2 exons.
CAUCCGUCUUUUUGUCACCCAUGGAGGGUUGAAUAGCAUAAUGGAGGCCAUCCAGCAUGCUGUACCCAUAGUGGGGCUCCCCAUCUUUGGAGACCAGCCUGGAAAUAUGGUUCGAGUAGAAGCCAAAAAGUUCGGUGUCUCUAUUCCUUUCAAGCAGAUCAAAGCUGAGACAUUGGCUCUGACGAUGAAGCAAGUCAUAGAAGACAAGAGGUACAAGUCGGCAGCAGUGGCCGCCAGCAUCAUCAUGCGCUCCCACCCCCUGACCCCCACCCAGAGGCUGGUGGGCUGGAUCAACCAUGUUCUACAGACAGGGGGAGCAGCGCACCUCAAGCCCCAUGCCUUCCAGCAGUCCUGGUAUGAGCAGUACCUACUGGAUGUCUUCUUGUUCCUCCUGGUGGUCACCCUGGGCUCCCUGUGGCUUUGUGGGAAGCUGCUGGGCGUGGUGGCCAAGGUGCUGUAUGGGGCCAGGAAGCAGAAGAAGGCCUGA